AUGUCCGGGAGCAGUCUAACUACAAUAUAUCUCUUUUUACUUCAAAUCCUGAUAGCACAGAACAGCUUUGCUUGGCAGCAAAUCAAUAUCGAAACUGGUGGAGAGGACUGGUUCCGUAGUUCUGUUGCCGCGAGUCCAGAUUAUUAUAGGCACAGCAGCUAUUCUGAUCUUUCUCAGUGCUAUAGAACUCCAAAGGCGCAGCCGAUACACCUCAAAGGCCUAGCUAUUUGGAACCGACACAGUUACGACCAAAGCCCGGAUAUCCGCUCCGUGGGAUUUUACAACAACUCGAAUUGCAAUAGGUUGACUCAAGGAAAUGGGAAAUAUGAGAUUAGGAGCGUUCCGUAUGCGAUAGUCACGCUUGACCCUGAGAAACUCGCAGGUGUAAGUAUCGUCGAUUUGACCGAUACAGGGAUCGAAGUCUUUGCUAGUUCUUGGAAAGCCAUCGAUAUAGAGAGGGAGCGACAAACCGGAGGCAUUCUGGUCGAUGUACCCGAUACAAUGCUGAGCGAUUCGGUAUUAGUUUGGCGUGGGGAAGGCGACUCAGAAGUUCCAGCGGGACAGCAAGGUUGGGAACCGCUUACGGGCGGAGUCACACAUAUAGAUCCAGGCCUAUGGAGUUAUUUGACAGGCUCCAUGCUAAAUUUAUAUCUGAGAGAAAUGGCCGAAAGAGUCUUAAACCCUGGGUGGGUUGAAAUCCCGGGGGCACUGGAAAAGUCCAUCAGUAGGCUGAUGAAUCCAUACAUCAGUUUGAGGAAUAACGAAGUCGUUAAGCUUAUGCUUGGUGAAGCCCUCAGGAACGGACUUCAAAGGCUACUAGAGUUGCCUUAUGUAUCAAUGGAAUGGGCAAGACCUUACUCUGUUCAUCCCUUCAUUGAUGUCAAGUCAUUAUCUGGUAUUGAGUUUCUAGGACGAACCGGGCCCGGGCAGCUUAAUGCCAUAGAAAGACGACGUGGGGGAUCUCUGACGCCACGGCGUACUCCUCAAGAAGUCCAGCUCGACCUCUCUCUGGCAAGUAUCAUCUCAGAACCACUAGCAAAUUUGAAGACAAACAAACCGUCCCAAUCGGCCGUAGAAAAUAGCUUGGCUGCAUCGGGAAAUAGACAUUGGUGGAUGGGAGGAAUAAUAGCACAGUGGGAGUAUAUGACCUCGGUUUUGCUAGAAGCCCGCAGACAAUAUAACCAACUUGAAUUUGGAUCACCGAAUAGAGGCCCGCAAGGACAAUUGCAAAUUGCAAAUCAAGCGGAACCCCAAAGCAAUAUCAUAGAUAUAGAGUAUCCCGAAGCUCCGCCAGAGCGGCGGGCACAGCUGCCUAUUCAACAAAACCGAUUUCAAGAUCAAUUUGGAGGCCGAAUUAUUCCGGAAGGCUCUAUACUAAGAGAAAGUCGAAUACCACCAGAAAAGGAAGUACAGGCCUUGGGAAGGAAAAAGCCAUCUUCGAAUAGGGGAACGCAGACGGAGCCAGUAGAAGGGGAUAUAGAAACACAGACAGAGAAUCCAACGCGUCGAAUGCAGCUGGAAAUUGACACACAAACAGACCCCGUGCAAAUGAUGAGAGGAAUUCAAACCGAAGAACAAUUGCAGCCUCAAUCAAAUAUGGAAACGCAAACAGAAGCUCCAAUACAACCAGAAACAGGUAUCCAAACAGAGGACCCAAUAUGGCCUGAGAUGGGUAUCCAAACAGAAGGCCCAAUACGCUUAGAGUUUGGAAUGCAGACGGAAAGACCUGUUCAGCCAGACGUACAAAUACAGACGGAAGUAUUUAUCAACCCAGAAGCAGGAGUGCAAACAGAAAGGCCCGCUCUAGCUGAGAUGGAAAUACAAACGGAAGAGCAGCCAGAAGUAGGGAUGCAAACUGAGAGGCCUGCUCAGUUAGAAGUCAAAUUACAGACGGAAUAUCAACCUGAAAUAGGGAUGCAAACCGAAAGACCGGCUCUAGCAGAGAUGGAAAUACAGACGGAACAAUUUAUAGGACCAGAGGCCGGGAUACAGACAGAAAGGCCGGCUCAGUUAGAAGUUGAACUACAAACUGAGGAGCAACCAGAAAUUGGGAUGCAAACAGAAAGACGUACUCAGUUCGAGGUUGAGUUACAAACUGAAGAGCAGCCACAAAUUGGGAUACAAACUGAGAGACCAGUUCAAAGACAAAUGGAAAUACAAACAGAAAACUUUAGAGAACCAGAGGCGGGGAUACAGACAGAAAGGCCGGUUCAGACAGAGAUAGAGACACAAACCGAGUAUUUCAUGGAACCAGAGACAGGGGUACAGACGGACAGACCGGUCCGAACAGAAAUGGAAAUACAAACGGAAGACAUUAUUACACCAGGGAUAGGGAUACAAACCGAGGACCGAGCACCAACAGGAGAGCACAGGCAUGCAGCACACCAAACAGAUCUGGAAGACUUUCAAGCCAACAUAGAAUCACCUGCACAAAGUUCUUCAUCCUAUCGAUCAGGUGAGCAGUCAGACGCGUGGCCAGAUGUACAAAUACGAUUACGUCUAAACCAACCACAAAAUGUACGAAUAGGACCAGAGAAUAUACUAAACCCUGAUGUAUCGUCACCGGGACACCAAUCUUUGCAAGAACAAUCAGAGGCAGAUGCAAGGGACCAGUCAGAAACUAGUGCGGUGAACCAGCUAGUAAACGAGGAGAUAUAUCUAUCAGAGGUAGACGCGGCUGACCAGGAAGGGCAAAGUGCAGCAAAUCAACUUGAACCUAGCGAGAUAUAUAGAUCGGAAGCACGUAGUGCAUCCCGACUAGAGACGGGAGAAAUCUACGAGUCAGGGGUGAGCUCCCAAUUUGAGUCUCCGGAAGACCAGUUAGAAGCAAGCUCCCUAUACGAGCCAUCACAAGAGCCAUCGAGGGGAAGUUCACGAUACUCACCACCGCGAGACGAGUUGGGAGGCCCACAACAGUUAGGGCAACUAUUACGGGAACCAUUCCAACGAGAAGGACAGGAAGAUCAGCCUAAUGAGCAAGUACAAUCUGAGGUACAAAUACAAUCAGAUAUAGAUGAAGAGAAUCUAGAAUAUCAAGCGCAGGUGGAAACGAGCCCUCCUUUGAUUUUGCUUGGGACGGGCAUUCCUGAACUCGAAGCUCCGAACUUUGAUAUCAAUGGGAUUCAGAAUGCGGACUUUCGUAGUAUUAACGAUUUGAGUGCCCUUCGAAACUUUGACCCCCAAUUCCUCGACCAAGAGGAACUCCGUCGGUUGCUGGGCCCCAACAGGCCUCGAUCGGAACCAUUCAGUAUUAGAUAUGCUGCUAGCCCCCCGAAAUAUAAUUUCAAUCCUUUAGCUGAAGCCGUUCCAACAGUUGACCCCUCUGACUACCUCCUCCGAAAGUUAAGAGAGGCCGGUCUCGAACCCGGAGCAAUGAGCUCGAUCGAUUUUCCAGGAGAGUCAUUCACAGGGGACGAUUUUCGAGGCCCCCAAGAUGAUCUAGAGAAUGAAAAUGAAACGGGGGAUUCUAUAAGGCGAAGACAUCGAAUGAACCUGCCCGACCUUGGCCUUGGUACUUCGCAGGUGGAAGGGAAUAGUCGUAUAGAUCUCCAGGACCAAAGCUAA
Orbilia oligospora ATCC 24927 is the source of this 3564-nucleotide messenger RNA. RefSeq lists its product as uncharacterized. NCBI's taxonomy places the organism in Eukaryota, Fungi, Ascomycota, Orbiliomycetes, Orbiliales, Orbiliaceae. The record is from RefSeq and is a predicted model, not a curated record. Bases 1 to 3564 code for a protein of 1187 amino acids. The transcript has a single exon.